Closterium sp. Yama58-4 is the source of this 369-nucleotide messenger RNA. The record is from the annotation of a GenBank genome assembly. NCBI's taxonomy places the organism in Eukaryota, Viridiplantae, Streptophyta, Zygnematophyceae, Desmidiales, Closteriaceae.
AUGAACUCGCCAGCUGUCGCCGAGAGAGUGGUGGCACGGAUCGCUGCUGACGUGGAGCUUGCUGACGUGGCAGAUGGGCCUCCAGGAGGGAGUGCGGAGGAUGAGAGGGAGGAUGUGAUAUGGUGGGAUUUGGAGGAGGGGAGUGUGGUAAUGGAGACGGAGGAGGAGGAGGAGGAGGAGGAGGAGGAGGAGGAGGAGGAGGAGGAGGAGGAGGAGGAGGAGGAGGAGGAGGAGGAGGAGGAGGAGGAGGAGGAGGAGGAGGAGGAGGAGGAGGAGGAGGAGGAGGAAGAGGACCGGCCAGGGAGGGAGAUGGACGUGGGAAGAGAAGGGCGAAGGGAACGGAAGGAAGGGAGAAAGGAGGAGGACUGA